Molecule: messenger RNA, 1293 nt
Organism: Lontra canadensis (Northern American river otter)
Lineage: Eukaryota; Metazoa; Chordata; Mammalia; Carnivora; Mustelidae
Gene: DKK3
Product: dickkopf WNT signaling pathway inhibitor 3
Exons: 8
Coding region: 128-1174 (348 amino acids)
Biological process (GO): negative regulation of canonical Wnt signaling pathway; multicellular organism development
Cellular component (GO): extracellular region
Molecular function (GO): receptor antagonist activity; co-receptor binding
Source: RefSeq, a predicted model, not a curated record
GCCCCCGCGCCGCUCCUGUCCCCGUUCCGGUGCCCGCAGCCCGCAGAGUCCCGGCGAGGUCUGGCAGGUCCAGCCCGCGCACAGCUCGGUCCAGUCCGGCAGCGGCGGCGGCGGGAGCAGAGCGGAGAUGCAGCGGCUCGUAGGCACCCUGCUGUGCCUGCUGCUGGCGGCGGCGGUCCCCACGGCCCCCGCGCCGGCUCCCACAGCGACCGCGGCGCCCGUUGAGCCCGCCCCGGCUCUCAGCUACCCGCAGGAGGAGGCCACCCUCAACGAGAUGUUCCGCGAGGUUGAGGAGCUGAUGGAGGACACGCAGCACAAACUGCGCAGCGCGGUGGAGGAGAUGGAAGCGGAAGAAGCUGCAGCUAAAACAUCUGAAGUGAACGUGGCAAGCUUGCCUUCCAGCUAUCACAAUGAGACCAACACGGAAACCAAGGUGGGAAAUAAUACCAUCCACGUGCACCGAGAAAUUCACAAGGUAACCAACAACCAGACUGGACAAACGGUCUUCUCGGAGACAGUCAUCACGUCUAUGGGAGAUGAAGAAAGCAAAAGGAGCCACGAGUGCAUCAUUGACGAGGACUGCGGGCCCACCAGGUACUGCCAGUUCGCCAGCUUCGAGUACACCUGCCAGCCCUGCCGGGACCCACAAACACUCUGUACUCGGGACAGUGAGUGCUGUGGAGACCAGCUGUGCGUCUGGGGUCACUGCACCAAAACAGCCACCAAAGGGGGCAAUGGAACCAUCUGUGACAAUCAGAGGGACUGCCAGCCCGGACUAUGCUGUGCCUUCCAGAGAGGUCUGCUGUUUCCUGUGUGCACACCCCUGCCUGUGGAGGGUGAGCUGUGCCAUGACCCCGCCAGCCGGCUUCUGGACCUCAUCACCUGGGAGUUAGAGCCUGAUGGAGCUUUGGACCGAUGCCCGUGUGCCAGCGGCCUUCUCUGCCAGCCCCACAGCCAUAGCCUGGUGUACGUGUGCCAGCCGGCCUUCCCAGGGAGCCACGCUGACGCCGGAGACAGCCUGGUGCCCAGGGAGGCCCCUGAUGAGUACCAGGACGGCAGCUUCAUUGAAGAGGUGCGCCAGGAGCUGGAGAACCUGGAGAGGAGCCUGUCCGUGGAGAUGGCGCUCGGGGAGCCCGGGGCUGCCUCUGAGCUGCUGGAAGGAGAGGAGAUUUAGACGGAGGCCUGCUCCGCGCUCGGGUAGACAUGGGAUAGAAAUAGCUAAUUUAUUUCCCCAGCUGUGUUCUCUAGGUGUGGGCUUACUGGGCUUUUUUCCAUGGCCUCUUCCCAGUACAU